Messenger RNA from Lates calcarifer (barramundi perch), 5287 nucleotides. Its product is annotated as serine/threonine-protein kinase OSR1. Bases 156 to 1730 code for a protein of 524 amino acids. Gene Ontology annotation, biological process: protein phosphorylation. The record is from RefSeq and is a predicted model, not a curated record. NCBI's taxonomy places the organism in Eukaryota, Metazoa, Chordata, Actinopteri, Centropomidae. Gene Ontology annotation, molecular function: ATP binding; protein serine/threonine kinase activity. The transcript has 17 exons.
UCGCGCGUAAAGUUGUGUUGACAGGAGCGGUAGGAGUUGUGAGCGGAACAGCGGCAGCCAGCAUCACCGGAGCUGAAUGGAGUAAUCACAAACAUAUUAUUCUAGACAAGGUCUUAUUUUAGAAACAUUAUUUACACAGAUCAAACAGCGACGCCAUGGCAGACGACCAGUCCUCUCAAUCCUGGUCAAUCGACAGGGAUGACUACGAACUCAAUGAGGUGAUAGGGAGCGGAGCCACUGCAGUUGUCCAGGCAGCAUACUGCAAGCCAAGAAAGGAGAAGGUGGCCAUCAAACGCAUCAACCUGGAAAAAUGUCAGACUAGCAUGGAUGAGCUUCUGAAAGAGAUCCAGGCUAUGAGCCAGUGCCACCAUCCGAACAUCGUGUCUUACUAUACCUCCUUUGUGGUGAAGGAUGAACUGUGGCUGGUGAUGAAGCUGCUCAGUGGGGGCUCGGUGUUGGACAUCAUCAAACAUAUCAUCUCUCGUGGCGAGCACAAGACUGGAGUGUUGGAUGAGGCCAGUAUUGCCACCAUCCUGAAGGAAGUCUUGGAGGGGCUGGAGUACCUUCACAAAAACGGGCAGAUUCAUCGGGAUCUAAAGGCCGGAAAUAUUCUUCUUGGAGAAGAUGGCUCAGUGCAAAUUGCUGACUUCGGUGUGAGUGCCUUUCUAGCAGCAGGAGGAGACAUGACUAGGAAUAAGGUUAGGAAGACGUUUGUGGGGACACCGUGCUGGAUGGCCCCAGAGGUCAUGGAGCAGGUCCGCGGCUAUGACUUCAAAGCAGACAUCUGGAGUUUUGGGAUAACAGCUAUUGAACUUGCCACGGGGGCAGCACCAUAUCACAAAUACCCACCGAUGAAGGUGCUGAUGUUGACUUUGCAGAAUGACCCUCCCUGUCUGGAGACAGGCAUCACAGAUAAGGAAAUGGUGAAGAAGUAUGGCAAGUCCUUCAGGAAGAUGCUGUCCCUGUGUUUACAGAAAGAUCCUGAAAAAAGGCCAACUGCUGCUGAGUUGCUGAAGCACAAAUUCUUCACAAAAGCCAAGAACAACGAGUACUUGCAGGAAAGACUUCUACAGAAAGGUCCAACAAUAACAGAGCGAUCAAAAAAGGUGCGUCGUGUGCCCGGCUCGAGUGGGCGUCUCCACAAGACGGAGGACGGUGGUUGGGAGUGGAGCGAUGAUGAGUUGGACGAGGAGAGUGAGGAGGGCAAAGCUGCUGUGGCAGCUCUGCGGUCACCCAGAGUGAAGGACGGGUCCCAGAACAUGGAGCUUUUCCCACCAGCAGAUGGCUCUACAGGACAUCUGCAGCCACCUGGCGCAGCACAUGAGAGCCCUGCCAAUGUGGGCCAGGCAGGAGAAGACCUUCCACCGCAGGCUCCCGUUCAAACAGCGAGCCCCUCACACACACCAACUGCUCAGGAUCCAGCUGCAGCCAAUGCCAGUGUUCCCAUCAGCCUCGUCCUGAGACUGAGGAAUCCCAAGAAGGAACUCAAUGACAUCCGAUUUGAGUUCAUGCCCGGCAGAGACUCUGCUGAUGGAGUUUCUCAGGAGUUGGUUUCAGCCGGACUGGUGGAUGGGCGGGACUUAGUCAUUGUUGCUGCCAAUUUGCAAAAGAUUGUUGAUGAUCCUCAUAGUAACAAAAAUCUGACCUUUAAACUGGCAUCUGGUGUGGAGGAGUCAGAAAUUCCUGAUGAUGUUAAACUCAUUGGAUUUGCGCAGCUCAGCAUCAGUUAAGUCAAACAGAGCCAGCGACAAAGGACAGAAACUAAUGGUAUUGCACAGCUGCAUUAUAGUCAAUUCCAAGAAACCACUACUGCCAAAGAGAGGAGGAAGAUGACAAUGGUGAGAUGGGAGGCUGGCAGGAGUGUGACACUACUGCAGGAUACAUGAGGACCACAUUGAGAGGGGGCUCAGUUCAUCACAGGAAUCACACUUGAAACGUUUACAGUGCGCUUAUACAGUAAAUGGGAGAAGAGAUGCAAUCAACUAUAUGAACUCCUACUUUUCUUUUUUCUUCCUCUUCAUACAUAAGCACAAUCCAAACCAUCUCCUGCCAGUACUGGAAGUGAUUGCCUUUUUUUUUUUUUUUAAAUCAACUGUGCCACAGAACUCACAGGAGUGUCAUGCCACCUUUACAUGGCACUUUAUACUACACUGAAAUUGAAAAGUGUAAAUUCAGCCUUAGUUUGUCAAACUAUAGAUUUGUCUGUGUGAUUAUUUGGUGUAUUCUACAUACACCUAUCUAGUAAAUCUAAAAAAAAAAAAAAAAAAAUCCCUGUUAAAAUUGACACGAUUACCUUAUAAACAGCAAACUGCAGCAUAGCUUCAGUUUAGUUAAUUCUAUCAAUUCUGAUGGAUUUUUACUUAAAAAUGAGCAGAUUACUGUAUAAGGCGGUUCAAGGCAGUGCGAUGAAUUCUCUCCUCCACAGUAUCAGUGUGCGUUGACUUUGUUAAAACAUAACCAAAGUGUUAUGCUCUGACUGCACUGCUGAAACCAUCAUUCAAAUGCAAACAAAUCAGCGGUGACUGCUCUGUCUCAUAACUGUAGUCCAAACACUUUGUCAGAUGGCGUUUUCCUGAGGUAUUAAUUAAUUAUUUUCACAGAUUGAAACCUUCCUAAUAUUCUUGUACUAUGCAAUAGUUAUCUCACCAUAUGUGACCACUAGUUGCAAAUAAUCUCUCUCUUCGGUUGAAUAAAACCACUUUUUGUGCUUGUACCUCAAAAGGAGUUCAUAAAGGGUCAACCAGCAAAACAGGCAGCUUUAAGAACCUGCAGUGAGGAUUUCUCUCAUUUCCACAAGCAUGUUGAGAAAGUUAUCACACCAACAGACACACACGGGUAACUGCUUUUUUCUACAUACCCCUGUAAAGUGUAAUUUACCCUGUUUAUAAAUAUUAUAAAUAUUACAGCUGGGUAGAAUCCUGAGUGCUGGCAACUGAGCCUGAGGUUGCUUGUGUCACAGGGCGACUGCUAAUGAACUUCUGUGGAGGUGUGCAUGCUCAAAAACUGAAAAUGUUCUAUCAACAUAUAAUAAAGCCUAAAGGGGCGGUUCACCCAAAUUGCAAAAGUAGAUUUUGUUACUUUCCUCAUUGGCAUUUAGCCAUGCAGAUGGUUUGGUCUUAGUUGUCAAGGCUUUUGAGAUAUUUGUCUCUGAGAUUUCUGCCUCCACCCCUAUACAAUAGAGGGCAAUGAAAUUUCACUUUUAGCCAUGCUAGUGUCAUGUCUCUGUGGGUGGCAGUGUCGGACAAUCUGUCCAAUUUUAUGGUCUAUGUGGAAGUAACUCCAAAAUUAUUGGAUGGAUUGAAAUGAAAUUUGCUACAUAUAUGCAGUGUCCUUAAAGGAUGAACCCUCCUGGCUUUGGUGAUUCUGACUUUUCAUCUAACUCAACCAUCAGGUCAGAGUUUCAGUUUUUUCACCAUUUUGGUUUAUGACCAAAUGCCUGCAAAACUAAUGACAUUACCCUUGGCUUCAGCUGUAAAUGUUUAGUGCUAAUUAUCAAAAAGUAAUGAUAAUAUUCACUGAAAAAAAGUGAAUAUAGAAAACAUUUUACCUGCUAAACAUGCUACACUUAUCUUUGUGGGUAUGUUAGCAUGUAGCUCAAAGCACUGCUGUGCUAAAGCAUGGCUACUAGCAUGGCUGCAGUCUUUUGAGUUUUGUUGUUGCUCAUAUCACUGAAAUUCAGAAACAACAUUUACUUCCAGAAACAGUAUCCACAUGAAUUUGGAUUGGCCUUGGAACCCAGUUCUCACUAGAACUGUUUAAAAUAAAUAAAUAGAUAAAAAGAAUGACAGUGCUCUAUUGAUUAUCUAAAGAACCUGACAUAACUUCUAACACCACCAUGAGGUUGAGGGUUUUUUUUUUAGCUUGGUCUUUCUCUGACUUUUGACCUGGUGACUAAAUUCAGUCUUAGGUGAACUUAAUAUUUAGUGCUAGUGAGCAAGAGUUAGCAUCGUGAAGGACUAAACUAAGACAGUAAACAUUGUUACAUCUAAUAAACAUCAGCAUGCUAGCACUGCUUCUGUGAGCAACUCAGUAUGCUGACAGUGGCAUUUAGUUACAGCUGUUUAAGAAUGGGCAGAAUGGACAUAGACUCCUAGUCUAAAUAUUCAGUGCUGUGAAUUCACUUUAUUUCCAUUACAAUGAGGGGCAGCAGGAAUCUCAGCAAAGUGAAUCAAAGCUGACUGCAUGGCUGGAUACUACCAGUGGAAAGUCUUUCAUAUACUGGGUGAAGUAACCCUUUAAAACUUCCCCAGAAGCUAGUUAUUACUUAAGUUUUUGUCACUAAGCAAGUUACUUUCACAGUACUGUAGUCUCUUUAUAAACACUCACCAACAAAUCACUGUCAUCACUCCCAGUGUAGCUGUAUGGUUGUUUUGUACCACAUACAAAGGGCUGUGCUGUAGCUCCUAGUUCAGGUACUGAUGUAAAUGGUCUAUGUAAAGAAGCUGUAAAUGUACGUAUGAUGGCAACUUCAUGCACUGUCGCACCAAUAGGUUUGUAUGUAACGAUGUAGAUGCAUUGACUGUCUAAAUGUGCGUGUCAGAUAAAAGGAACAUUUUACUUGUAAAUAUUAAGGCAGCCUGAGAGUCAUCAUGUUCAGUACAUAGAGUUUCUUUGUUUUGUAGUAUUUUCCACUGUUGGCCUUUGUUAGAGCAUCACUAAUCAUGCACAAAUUAUUUGUUCAAUUGGCACCUUAUUGAUAUGUUAACAUGCGUAUUUUUGGAAGUACAUGGGGCUUGUAAUCACACACACUGUGCUUUGAUGUCAUGAUAUGCAGUUUUUCUCACUGAAACCUGUUCGAGGCGAAUGGAUGAAAUGUUAUUUUAACAAGACAGAUGGCAGGUUACACUUUACUCUCUCCCAGAGUGUGUGUGUGUGUGUGUGUGUGUGCGUGUGCGUGUGCAUGUAUGUGUGUGAUCUUGGUGAUAAAAUGAUUGAUCAUCAAAGACUUUGAGCUGAAAGUCACCUUGAUUUUCUAAAUUUCUUUCCCCAUCUUUUACUCAUCAAAAAACAUCAUUCUGCCUCUAAGCGGUAGCACUGAAUGAUUCAUAUUGAUUUAAUCAGAUGAUUGGCAAGUCCUUUUUUUUUUUUUUUUUUUACAGAUAAUUACAUAUAUUUUUAAAUAUGCUUAAUCAUAAAAUGGGUACAUCCAUAAAUGCAUAAUUUAUAGUGGAAAAUUUGUGACAAUACACAAAAUAGAUUCAUUGACAAAUGAUAUACAUUGUUGGAAAAUGUCAGCACAUGCAAAAUGAUUUUUAGUAGCUGAAUAAAGUCACAUGAUGGAAUUCAA